Messenger RNA from Akanthomyces muscarius, 2601 nucleotides. RefSeq lists its product as uncharacterized. NCBI's taxonomy places the organism in Eukaryota, Fungi, Ascomycota, Sordariomycetes, Hypocreales, Cordycipitaceae. The transcript has a single exon. The record is from RefSeq and is a predicted model, not a curated record. Gene Ontology annotation, molecular function: protein binding. Bases 1 to 2601 code for a protein of 866 amino acids.
AUGCUCCCGUCACGCGCUGUGUGCUCAAGAUGCACCUCGCAGCUGCGCACCCAGGCUUCCCAGCCCAUUGCCAAACUGGCAUUCUCGUCAGUCGCCAAUACGACACACAAUGGCCGACCGGGACGACCCUCGAAGCCUUCCACCCAGGAGCGGAGGACGACACGCCAUCGCGAUGGCAAGCUCAGGUCCAAGCCCGCUGGCCCGCCGCCCCGUUCCAAAUCAGACGUCUCGGCCUUUGACAUGUUCAACCAGAUUGUCAAUGCCAACAAUACUGGAUGGACAGGUAAAACGACCGCCAUACUUCCCGACGAUGGCCUCUCUGGAACGAAGCCAAUGUCCGAAAUCGAUAUUACAUUCAUGCUAAGCACUCUGGUGGCACGGAAAAACGAGCCCGUAAAGCAACGGCUUACGACGUUUGAGAAGUCGAUAUUCCCCCAUUUACGAGCCUAUGGUACCAACCUUCCGGUGCCCAUAUCACAACUUGUGAAAGAGUUCAUCAAUGGCGCUUGCAAAGACGAAAUCCAACAUGGACGGGCUGCCUCCUGUCUCGAGCUCGCUCAACUCGCAGCCCGCCUAGGCUUAACAAGUCCGCAAAUCCCUAGCAUCAUGGCGCUCAAGAUAUGCCAUAUAUUUGCCACAGGCAAAAACUCCAGCUCCUAUCGCAAGUUUCUGGCACAGAACUUGUUGGAACUUUGGAUGCAUGUUUCGCAAAUGCAGCGGCUACCCGAGCAGGGCCAGCCCCUGCGGCUGGCCCUGCCGGAUCAGGUUGAGUUCAGAGUUGCCUUGAGGAGUGCGCAGCAAUCGAGUGAUUCAGCCAACAAUGACAGCAAAGUUACUCCAGAGGCUUUUGUUAGUGCCCUGUUUCCUCAAUUUGAAGCUAGCCGAGCAAGAGAACUUGUGGACGGACUUUUAGCCACACUUUGUUUUGUCUCCGACUCGCGAUACGUGCCAGAGCAUGCACAAAGAGACUUUGCGCCGUUAUUGGAGCUCGCUAGCAUCUUUUUCAAUGAGUUCAGCCAAGGUGCGGAAUCAAUGCUACGACAAUUUCCUCAUCAGGGCUCCCAUCAUGCCGUUCCCUUUCCAUCAGAGAAGUCUCAUGAGCUUCAUUCAUACAUCACGAAUCAAUGGCCGAUACUCGUUCAACUCUUAUCGAAUGAAAACGCAGCAUGGCGUCAAGGAAGUGCUGCCAGUGACUCUAAAACCAGCCUUUCACAAAUGCACAAGCGACUGCGAAAGGCAUAUCAAGAGCGCAACAAGCCAGGCGUGCAGACCAUCUGGGCCGAAUUUUACCAAAAGCAAGCCGGAAGCGCAGGUUUGCGCUCUGCAAUACAAGCCAGGCCUGAAUUGAUGGACUUUUUUAUCUUCAUCGCCUGCGCACUCCGACUAGACUACGAGUACAAAACGGCCGUGGAGAUGAUGGCCAAGCUGCACAUUCCACUCACGCUCAAGACGUACACCAGCAUGAUGCACGGCUGGAGGCUCUGCAAAGAUACGAGAAAGAUUGACGCGCUGUGGAAUCAACUCGAAAGCGCAAAUGUGCGCCUCGACGUGCCCAUCUGGACGGAGCGCCUCGCGGCCUACAUCCUAAAAGGCAAGACUGGCGCGUGUGUGGCUGCACUUGCACAGCUGCAAAAGCAGUGGAACGACGCGGUGCAAAGCAAUACCAUCGAAGAAAGCGGUGCCGUGCAGCCUAGCAUUGAAAUGGUGAAUGCAUGCAUCAAGGGCAUCCUGGAGAUUGACCCGCCGGCGGCCAAGGUGCUGCUCAGCUGGGCGCACAACAACGGCAUCAAGGCGGACAUUAGCACCCACAACAUCAUCCUACGCCGGGCGUUUGCCGCGGGUCCGGACGACGUCGCCUGGAUCAUGGACAUGAUGGAGAAGAACGGCGUGGAGCCAAACCAGGCGACGUUUAUCAUCCUAAUCGAAGAGAUGCUGGCGUUGACAAGCCACGACUCGCCCGAGGCGCAGGUCGAGGCCGUCAACCAAGUCUUUGCCGACCUGGCGCGGUCCAACUUUGCCCUGACCUCGGAGCUCUACGCCAAGGCGCUGCACGCCGUGGCGUCCCUGGCCAACGCCUCGGACGCGGCCGUCGACGCGGUGCUGGCGCACCUGCAGCACCAAAACGUGCGCGUCAACCCGUACAUGGUGACGAUUCUCAUUGAGCGCUCACUGCAGCGCGCCCCGCGCUCCUUUGCGCCCAUCGAGGCGCUGCUGCAGCGGCACGGCAUGGCGGACACGUCGCGCGGCGACCAGACGCUGUGGGAGCGCGUCAUCCGCGCCGCCGCCCUCACGGGCGAGCCGUAUGUUGCGCUGGCGCGCUUCGACGAGCUGGCCGCCGCGGAGCGGCCCGUCACCUCGCUGCCCUGCCUCAACGAGCUGCUCCGCGCUCUGGUGGCCGAGGGCGACCGGGACAAUGCGCGCCGCGUCGUCGACUCGGUGCUGCACAACAAGAUGGUGGCGCAGGCGCAGAGGGGCUCCCACGAAGACAUGGACGACGCGCGCUUCUGGAAGCAUCACUUUUGGUACAUUGCCAAGGAGAAUAACCUCCUCGACGAGACCAACAUGCCUGGCGGCCUGCACAAGCUCAUUGAAAACUAUUAA